Molecule: messenger RNA, 321 nt
Organism: Protopolystoma xenopodis
Lineage: Eukaryota; Metazoa; Platyhelminthes; Monogenea; Polystomatidea; Polystomatidae
Source: the annotation of a GenBank genome assembly
AUGAUGUUUUGUCAAAAUUGGCACGUCUGCCUCGUUCUUGUAGAUGUCAUUACAAGAGUGACCUCAGAUAUGGCACUUAUGCCUUGUACUUAUUUGCGAGCUUGCAGUUCUUCAAUCGGACCCUCUCUUAACUCCCCAAAUUUCAAUGUCCGGCCUCGCGAGACCAAAGACAAAGUUCGUGAAGUUUACAAUGUGACCUCUGCUGCUUCUCCCCGAACCCUGCCAUGCCCUUCUUGCCCGGCUCAUGUAACCGCUUCCCCAAUUCUCCGUGACUUUCUAACCUGCCUCACUUUCUUUUACUGGUCUCUGCAUUCCAUUUAA